Messenger RNA from Yamadazyma jaroonii, 306 nucleotides. NCBI's taxonomy places the organism in Eukaryota, Fungi, Ascomycota, Pichiomycetes, Serinales, Debaryomycetaceae. The record is from the annotation of a GenBank genome assembly.
AUGUUGAUGGUAGCCUCAUCAGAAGGUGACUGUAACAAGUUAUACUGCUCCACUUGUCCCUAUGAGUUCCCUAUUAAUGGUCUCCAGAUGUUUGAUAAGAAAAAGUUACCUAGAAAGGAAGUUGAUGAUGUUUUAGGUGGUGAAGGUGCUUGGGACAAUGUUGACCAAACCCCAGCCCAAUGUCCUCGAGAUGUUUGUGGAGGUGAUAAGGCAUACUUCUUCCAGUUACAGAUCAGAUCAGCUGAUGAGCCUAUGACGACGUUUUACAAGUGUGUUAAGUGUUCCCAUCAAUGGAGAGAGAAUUAG